AUGAGCAACUCGGAUGAUGAAUUCAAAACAGGUUCUGCUCCAGCUGAUGUGGCUAUGGAAAAACAGCAAAAAGACUACAAGCUACUGGAUCAUCACUACAAAAUCAACAACAAAAAUAAGAAAAAACAUAGGGUGACCCCGUCGAUAAAAAAAGAAAAAAUGAAUACUAUUCGUCUGUUGGGAGAGCCACUUGUAGCGCACGGGCCUUAUACUUUUUACGGUGCAUUGGCAUAUCGAAAACGCGGCGAUGUGACAAGAAGGAAAUGUUGUUGUAACGAUUUGUGUUCUUGUGACGAUAACUCGUCGUCGUCAUCGUGCUCUUCGUCACCGACAGCCCGUUCCGGGUGGUCCGUCAUACGUAUGAACCAUUUCUAUGCUGUCCGCCCGUGGUAUAGCAAAAAGAACAGCAGUACCGACGAACGGCAACAAUUACAACAGCGCCAACGUAAUCAAAAGCAUUCUUCAAAAUUGGCCUCAUCAAAAACAGCAGAACAACAUCACUAUCAACAAUCUGUGUGCAUAGGUGAACUAGAGCUAUUGUGGCGUGACGACAGUGUGGUAACGGCCAACAAAAUUACGACAUCUUCAUCAGGUAAAAAAUGUGCAGGUAUAACAACGUCGAACGGUAGCAGUAUCAAUGCGAUGAAAAACAGAAAUAAUAAUAGACACGUCGGUGUGACGGCCAGUUCAGACGAUGAUGAUGGCGUUGGAAACAAUAAUUCGGCAGUUCCUCGACGUCGCAUGCUACCCAGGCGUACGCGUCAACCGUCAGCAAAGAAACUCGAAGCCACAGAAUCUUAUACAGUGCCGACGUCUGAUCAAAAUCCCUUACAGCAUUCGUCGAAUCACCGCGGUCAGUUAUCUGCACAUUCUACCUCCGUGGUGAAGCCUGCCCUAUCGACUUCAGUUGACCACUACACGCACGGAAACUUACUUUGCAGCGUUCGAUUGUACGUAAUGCCCGACCAGACGGCUACUGGUCGACUUAGUGGUGUACACGGCGAAGAUGAGGUGUUGGAAAUCAACCCUUGGGGAACUGGUGGAGGAGUGGACAGGUGGCCAGGCAAUAUGUUUGUCAACGGCGGUAACGGAGUAGGGGCUAUUUACAACGGUGGCGGUGUUGACGAUUACGGUUAUGGAAGUGGAAGUCAUUCGUCUGGAACACUCCCAUCUGGUUGUUCGGGAUUAGUUUUGCGAGCCGAAGAUUUUGUGGAAUGGGUUCGUGGUGGACUGAUGAACGAUGAUGACGACAACGACGCACAGUCCGAUGAUGACGAAUCAUUGGAAUCCGAGAGUGACAGUACGAAUAUUAAAGAUCGAAAACCAAACAUUAAAAUAUUGGAGCAAGAAGAACAGAAAAGUGGUGAUACUUAUGAAAACACUAUAAAAGAGAAAUAUUUUACGAAAUCAGUUAUCGACGAAGCAGUAGAAGCGGAAGAUGUUCCUUUGGCUGCUGCCAAAAUUCAUAAAAAUUACGCCAGACACACGAAACACUGUUAUCGGCAUAUUGAUCGUCAACACCGGCCCGAUUGCAUUUUGAAAACCAUUGGACGCGAAAAUGACAUAAAGCCAACUAUAAACAAAGGUAUUUAUUCCUUAGGUGCUCCUUUUCCUCUUUAUUACAUUUUGUAUCAUGUAAAUAUUUAUUGCUAUUUAGUUCCACUUAUACCUAUAUAAUAUGUAUAUAUACCUAUAUAUAAUAAUAUGCAUUAUUUUUUAUGUACAGUAGAUGAAAAGAGUGGUGCCAAUGAUGGAAAAUGCUAUUGCUAUUGUUGUAAACGUCGUCGUCGCAACUAUCAAUGCAACAAUAAGGAAACUAAACUCAAUAGCGGUAAACAACGAUUGGUGGUCAUGAGCUACUCACGGUACUGUCGAUAUAGGGCUCAAUUACAACGUAAAUGCGAAGAGCAACUCACUGAAAAAGAUAAGGUCAGCAUGAACAAGGAUACUAAAAGGAUUGCAUCAUCUACAUCUCGAGGAGUUGACACUUUGAGUACAACUCGUGUACUUUUUUGCCGAGAUACCUAUGAUUAUCCGGCUGAACUUCUUUUGGAGCCUUUUAAUGCACAACAAAAUCAUAAGCCAAACACUAAUGUGUUAGUCAACCAUAUGGGUAUGUGUAUACAUUAUUAUAUUAUUUUAUGUCAGGGGUGGCCAACUUGCAACUCAUGUCUUAUUUACAAAAACAAAAUUUAUUUAUUAUUAUUAUGAAUUUUAAUUUGUUUGGUAUACAUUUAUAAAAGUAAAAAUAAUGUUUUUAUCGUAUAUAAAUUGUGGAAUACAGAUAAAUAAAUAACAAAAAUAUAAUAAAUAAAUAUGAUAUAUAAAUAAAGAAUAAAAUAUAAACAUUAAGCUAAAUUCGGUUGUGUGGUAUUUUUUUUUUUUUGUAAGUUUCUUAAGAUCUGGUUGCAUUGAUAUAAGAGUAGUUAUGAGUUAUUCUGAGAGAUGAUCAUCAGUAAAGCUUGGAUAUUAAUGACCAAAAUUUCUUUAAAAUAUGCAAUUAUAUUUUUUUUAAAUUAUUUUAUUUUAUUUAUUUUCAACAGAAUAAUGUAUCAAAUAUACCUAUUUUUUAACAAAUAUAUGCAAAGAAGGUGUUUAAAUUAAUUUAAAAUAAUUUAUAUACUCUUUAAUCGUACAUGUAUUAAAUAUAUACAUUUUUUAAAAAAUUACAUAUGCAAUGCUUGAAAAUGUCAAAUAUGCAAGUAUACGCGAAAUAUAUUUGAAAUCUAAACUUAAUGAAUCAAAUUUGUAUCAUAUUCGAGUAUAAUUCGCUAAAAAAAUUUGCAAAGUCAUAAACAUCGGAACUCUAAUCAUCAGUUAAAUUUGAACAAUAUUUUGAUUGUUGAAUAAAGGGAUUCAUAAAAAUAUUUCAAUUCAAAAAUACACAUUCAUUUUGAGCACUAUUUUUAAAAUUUGGGCAUUUUAAAAUAGAAACAUGCUUCCAAAAUGUCAAUAAAGGGGGACAAUUGUUUUUAAACUGCUUAACAAUUUCAUUUGCUAUUUUGAAAUCUACGUUAUUUUUACACUAGGAUGAGGUUGCAUAACUAUACAAAUUUUGUCCAAACCAUAUUUCUGGCAUUCCUAUUAACGCCAUUACUAGGAUAGGAUAUUAGAGACUGGUGUUCUAUGACAUUAUCAAAAAUGGAUUUUCAAAAAUCUGAAUGGAAGCUUUAAAACCUUUAAGUCUCAAAAUCAGUUUAUAGAAAUUCAUGUUUGAGUACAUAAUCGUUAUAAUUAAUUGGUAUAUUUGAUAAUAUUAAACACUACUUAAACACUUAAACAUGAUAUGAUGAAAAUUAUCUUCUAUAAAAAGUUUUAGUUCAUUUCAAAACAUUUUUUGAAAAUUUUUUACUAAAUAUUAAUAUAUUUUUAUUCAUGUUGGCCACUCCUAUUAUAAAAUCCAUACUAAAUGAUAAUUAUUUUUAAAUCAAUAUGUAUCAUUUAUAUAUUAUUUAAAUAUUUGAAUAUGUUUCUAAUUUGUUUUGUGAUAGCAUCGAGACACCGUGAAAUAAUAAAAGAACAUCAUUUUUGAUAUUUGUUGUGGAAUAAAAAAUGUUAUCAAAUAUAGAGGAAUUGGCAUAUAAAAAUUAUAGAAAAAAAAUAAUCAAAAGUAACUCAAAACACCUUUUUAACAUAGCCAGUGAUAUCAGAAAUUUUUAAUUGAAUAAUAAGCAAUGCGCUCAACGCUUAUGCUCCUAUAAAAAGUCUCAUAUAAAAGAAGAUAGUGGCCACCAGUUCUUAUCAGACUUUCAAAGACCACUAUUUAAGAUCUACAUUGAAGUUAUCUUACAACUCAAUAAAUUACUAUCCACAAUUGUCCUUUAAAUUAAUUUAUUAUAAAUUCAAAUAAAAUGAAUAUCUAAAUUACCCGGUUUUUAUAUUGAGGCAGGUUUUUAUUUCCUUCAGCAGGCAUUGGUUUAGCCUGAAAAGUUCUGUCUGUACUACAUUAUUCAGAAUUGGAAACCACAGCCUACGAGAUAUUUUUGAUCAAGAUUUGUUUUAAUAAUCUACACAAACAUAACUUUGUAAUAUUAUAUAAGAAUAAGCUUGUAGCCUAUAAGUGCAUUUUCAAUUUUUAAUUGUGAGGGCUGGAUAAUUGUUUGUAUUGCAGAAAAUGAAUGUUCAUUUGUAGCUGAACUGAACUGAAACAAGAACUGUGAAAGCCACUUGUAACAGAGUAUAUAAAUUCCGACAAACAGAUUUAUCUGAUAAUAAUUUCUUCUUCGAAUCUUCUAAAUCAACAUCUUUAUUCUUAUUAAUAUGAAGAACACAGUUUUUGCAACCAUUAUUUCUGAUUUAAGUAUCACAAUAUAAAUGUUACAUAGUUUCUACAAAAAGACAAAUAAUAUUUUUGUUUGUAUACUACCUAAAUUAUAUAUUUUUUUGAAAAUUCUUAUUAUUUUGUUCUGGUAUAUUAUGAAAAAUGAACUUUUAACAAAGCUCAGCUUUUUGAAACUAUCUAGCUUUUACCAUUUGUAAGCUUUCAGAUAAAAACUGUUUUUUCAUGUUUAUUAGUGUGCUAUCCAAGAUAUUAAUAUAUUUAACCUUCCAGAUAUUUGUAUUGUUUUAUUAUCAGAAGUGACAAUUUGUUCAGUUUUUGUAGGUGAGGUUGUAGUUACAAAAUAAGAUUUUAAAUUAUUAGGUUCUCUCCUUAAUUGGUUAUCAGUAUUGUACAUUAUUUAAAUAAAAUUUUAUUUAAAUGUAUUGUUAUUCAGGUGAAUUUUUAUUAAUCAUUCAAAACUGAUUAUUGAAAUAAAAUGUAUUCGAAUAAUUUUCAAACAUAAUUUUGAGCUUUAUACAAAACUACUGCUGGGGUACAAUACUUUUCUUGUUUUUUGCAUUUAAUUGAAACAAUAUAAAAUGUACAAUAGUGUAAUUUAAUAAUACAAGACCAACCAAUAUUUUAAUAUUUAGAUAUUUUAAAUUACCAACCAAUGUUUAACCAAAUAAAAUAAACAAUAAUUAUUCGAGUAAUAAUGUUUAAAAAUUAAUCAAAUAAUUAUCUAGAUCAUGAUAGAUUUGCAUUUAAAUUAAACAUUUCCAUCCAAACAGCACUAAAUUCAGUUGGAUUCUUGGGUAACACUAAUAGACAAACAUGUGAUUAAUAGCCAACCAGACAACAUUGGUACAAUAAGGUGGCCAAUAAAUACAACUAUUAUACUAUCUUAUGAUUUAUAAUAUUUAACACUAUGCAGCAUAUUGUACAAUGGAAUAAUUGUACUAUUAUACAAUAUUGUACAAGAUUAUUAUUUAUUUAAACACCAAGGCUCAAUUACAAUAUGGUUUAAGUAAUUUAAUUAUUUUUCAAUUGUAUAAAAUAAAAAAACUUACAAAAAAUACAUUUAAGGUUAGAAAUUGCACACUGUCUAGAAGCCAAUAGUUUAAUUAAGUGCUGACUUGUCGGAACUGGCUGGCUUCACUUUCGGAACAUAUACAGUUUAAACUAGGUCCUCUCCAUAUUACCACCCUAUAACUCUCCAGCUUAUAUGUCAUCUAUCAUCACAGAUAAAUUUAGGAACACAGAAAGUAUGUUUUGAAUAAUAUAAAUGUAUAAUAUAGAAGCGAUACUUGGUCAGUUGAUCGAUAUUUGUUUACCUGUGAUCUGAAGUAUGAUGCUUGAUGUUAACCAACCUUUGUAUGAGAAACGUUGAACUCAUUGGUGUAUCUAUUCUUUUGAAUUUAUAUUAUUCAUUAUUAAGUUUAAAUGGUUUCACAAAUUAAUUAUUAUAAUUAAUAAAUAAUUAUACAAAGUCUCUAAAGCCUGAUAAUAUUGAGAUUAGUAGACAUGAUAUUGUUAUGGUCAAAACAAAACAAAAAUAUAUAAGGUAUAUACCGCGUUUAUAAGCAUAGUGAGUUCUUCUCAUACUGUGAAUAAAAAAAAAACUAGAGUUAGUUAGUAAAAUAUAUUUAUACAAUAUUUUAUACAAACUAAAUGCUUGCAGCUCCUAAACUCAAAGGUUGGCCUUCUUAUCCUGCAUCAUGGAUGUCGUUUAGAUGGAAUCGAGUGCGCCGUCGUCUGCGCCACUUGGAACGCUUAAGUGGUAGCCAUGAAGACCGAUUGAAACGUCUUCGGCGCAAAAAGCUCAAAAAGAAAUGCCAUGGGCGACAAAAUGGAGCUGGUGGAGCAACAGCUGUUACAAAUAUGAACUAUUCAUCAUCAACUGACGAUGAGGAUUCAGACGAUUCUGAUUCUGACGAAGUGUCAUCAGCCACUAAUGAGGCAGCCACAAAUACUACCACUACAGCAUCAACAUCGGAUUCAGAUGGUGCUCCACCAACAAAACGCCGUAAUAUCUAUACUACAGCAGACCGACCACAAGUCGACAGACCACAUGUUGGUAUAUAUCCAGUCUCGCAGAAACAUGUGAAACCUAAACAACCUCAGCAACAGCCACAACAGCAGACCAAUCAUCGACCUAGGCAACUGGCGAUGAUAAAUCAAAUUAUUAGCCAGACCCAGCGUCAACAACACAUGCUUGUAUUUGAAACUGAAGAACAUAGACAGGAAAGAGAACAGGAGGAAAGACAACGCCGCUGGCUGGUUGAUGCUUUGCGAAUGGGCGGGUUGGAAGUAACAUUAGUGCCCUUAAAUAGUUCCGGUAGUGCCAACAACAAAAAGAAAGAUUAAACCUCUACAUUUACCCUACCUCUUUAAACAAAAUAAAUUAUUCCAUAAAAAUUUUUAUAUGUAGCUUAGGUAAUAUAUAAAUGAAGACAAUUUGUUUGUGUGUGUAAUGAAACAAAAUUGAUUUUUGUUUGCUAUGUUUUCAAUUACAUAGUUAGACAUUAGAAUUCAGUGUGUUAAUGCAUUCAAUUUAAAUAUUUGUGUGUAUACAUUUCUGAUUAUUUUUGUUCCCUAGUAGGAAAUGUGUGUUUGUGUGUUUGUGUGUGUGUGUAUGCAUGCGUGUUUUACCAAAAUAUUUAAUAAUUUAUUUUCAAUGCAUAAAUAUUAUAUAAUAAGCUGUAUAAUAUUAUGUAAUUGUUUUAAUAAUAAUAAAUCAAAUUUUAAAAAUUAAUGUUUAUUAUUAUAUUUGUACAGUUGAAUAUAAUAUAACAAAUAUGAUGAACACUAAAAGUGUUCUAUUAUGAAAUUUUAAAAGUGUAAAUAAUAGAAAUAAUAAUAGUUUUCUUGUCCGUAACAACCAAAUUAUCAUACCUAUCAAUAUCAACAAUGUAACCCUUGAAUAAACAAAUAUAAAUAAAUAAGCAAUUAGAUUUUCACACCAAAUAUUCCUAAAACCCCCUAUUUUACCCACUUAAGGGUUGAAUUUUCAAAAAUCCUUAAAAUUAGUUUAAAGAGACUUAUGACGACACAAAAGUAAUGGGUCUUGUCAGACCCGUAGUGACUGAAAUAAUUUACGAUUUACGUACCUAUUUACUGAAGAAUUGUAGAAUACCUACCUAAAUAAAAAUCUACAAUACUAAGUUAUCCUUUAUUACUAUAUGUAUGUACAUUAUUAUAUUGUAAGUGACGUAUAUCUUAUAUAAUACAUCCAGUCGUUAACAUAAUAUUAUAGCGUCGAUGAAAUGUAAAAUUAAAAAGUACAUAUUUAAUUAAUGUAAAAAUUGUAUUUUAUUUAUUUAUUUAAUUUAAUUUAAUUUAAUUAAUUAAAUUCAAAUACAAUUUAUCCCACUAAAUAACGGACACAUCUGAAUAGCGGACAAAAUUUCAGCGACCGAGUGUCCGGUAUUUAGAGGUUUCACUGUAGUGGUAUAAAUGAAUAAUAAUUAAUACCAAUAGGUAUAUAUGCAGAGUGAUCAAUUUAUCAUAAGACACUCAUUAUCUCGGAAAAUAUAAAAAAUGUUCGACAUUUGUUUUGUAGACAAUUUUAGAAAUAAGCAGCUCUGCAAUUAUACAUGUAUGUUAUUUUUGUCAUCCUAAUUUUUGAGUGUGAAAGUACUGUCUACUUUUUAUUUUAAAAUGGCAAUCUAUAUUAAAAAAUCCAUAAAUAGAUAGAGUAGUAGUUAAAUUAAAUGUUGGUGUUUAAAUUUGUAUUUUCCAUCAAUCCGUUGACGAAAUAUUCCAUUUUUUAUUUCAGAACCCCUUAAAAUAAUAAUACGAAUACAAUGUCUUUAUACAGGUAACGCAGGUAUUGUAUUGUCCAGUACAAAUAAGAGUAGGAGGUUUAACUACAUCCCCAAUUUUAUGUUUAGGUAUCUAAUCAUAAUUUGUACAAUAAUCUCGAAAUUGUAUACUAUAAGCGAUAAAAAAAGGACAUUUGUUUCUACGUUAUCCCCUGGUAUUGUUACAGCCGAAACAAACGAAGCACAAAACAUAUUUAAUAAUAUUAACUAUGAUGUAAAUAAUUCGGUCGAAUCAAUAAUUGGCUAGUUGUUGUAGGUAUUUUAAUAUUUGAGAUACGAUCAUGCAAGUAGCCAUGGGAGGGGUCCAUAGGGUUUAGACACCCUCCUGAAAUUUAAGCUUCUCAAAAAAAAAAUCAAAUGGUACGAUUUUCUACCGAUUACUUUUUAAUUUAUUAUUCCGAGACAAUUAUUGGUAGUUGGCAAACAAUUUUAUGUUAGCCCCUCCCCCCACCUAAUAAAAAUCCUUGCUACGUGCUUGGAGACGAUAUACAUAUUAUACAUAUUACAAUAUUUAUUAUGUAUAGUAUUAUAAUUUUAAAAUCGGAUUUUAUAAAACAAAAAAAGAAAUUGAAAAAUCGAAAACACCAUUUUUAUACAGAACGGUAAAAGCUAAAAAGUUUGUACGUAAUCGGUAAUUGCGAGCAAGCAUCUUUAUGUAACCAGAUGUUGGCAACCUUGCUGAGUGUCAAGCUCGAUUGAAUAACUCGCGAUUGGAACAAAAUAUUGUUGCGCAGUAACGUUGACCUUUCCCGAAAAAAAUCGAUCGAAUGUUAUAUUGUAAGGUAGUUAGUCCGUUGCCUUGACAACGAUAUAAGUUAGAACUUAGGGGAGCACAGAUCAAUACUCGAGUGAUGCCGAUGUAGUAGUGCACCGUAGCCAACACGACGAGAAUAGUAAUUUUAUAAUAUGAGUAAACACUCACCCUCUCACCACGCCAAAAGUCAAACCUACUUAAUUUUAUUUCGAGACACGAAAAAUACUGGUGUAAUAUACAGAGUGAUCUAUUUAUCACGAACCAUCGAUUUUUGCCGAGAUUUUAAACAAAUUACUAUUACCAUUACUGUUUUUUAAAUCAUUAUAAAAUCGUUUAAGCUUUAUUUUUCCUAACAUUUUUUUAAUCUUUAACCGACUCCUUAUACAUUAAAUUAGUACUUAUCCUAACACUUUUAAUUUUAAAAUUCGUAAGCAAUAAUUCAUUAUUGAAUACAGAUACAAACUAAAUAUCAAUAUGCAUCCUACCUUCUAACUUCACCCGUCCCCAGAACUUUUAAAUUGAAUUCAAUAUCCUUCUUACACAAAUUUUUAAAAUCGUAAAUCAAGAUUUAAAAGAUUUUUAAAAGUAAUUUAUUUAAAAUCAUGAUCAGCUCCGCCACUAUAAAUAAGUAUAAGUGUAGGUUUAAGUACUAUGUAGCCAUCUAUGUAUCGUAAAUGGGAUGUAUAGGGUAAAUAUAAGAUGUGUUUUGGUAAUAAUAUUUUUGGGAGUUUUAUAAGUAUUUUUGAUUCGUUGCGUAUAGUGAGGAGGGUCUAUCUAUUGGUUUAACUUUGAUCUGUGCUUUUUUUUUUGUAUGUGUUUGUGAACCUCUUUCUACCAGAAAUCAAGUAAUCAAUAUUCUUAAUAGUUGAUAUCAAAAUAAAUGGUAAUUUUCACUUUAAACUGGUUAUACACUACGCGUUUCGAACGUGAUUAAGACGUUGCGAUUUUAAAAACAAACGUGCCAUGUAAUAGAAAAUAGAAAAUAAGUAGAUAUCUAAUUAUAGAUAUUGACUUGAGUAAUAAAAAAUUAACUGAAAGACAAGUAAAUCUAGCAAAUCAACGUUCCAAUUCAAGUGUUGACGACUACUAUAACGACUAUAACUAUAAUAUUUAUAUAUUGCCUAAGUUUUUUUUUAUGUAACAACUAGCUGUCCCGCCCGGCCUUGCCCGUGCCAAAUUUUAUUAUCUUUUUACCCAUAUUCCUUUUUGGUUUUGACAGUGGAAAGUGGAAAGUGGGUAGUCCACCUUCGGCAAACUAAAAGUAUACUGUUAUAGCAUAUAUUUUUAAAUUUUAAAUUACUGUUUGCCUUAAGCAUUAAAUAUUUCUGGAUACACCACGUUAAGUAUCUCGCCUUUUGGGGCCAGUAAUUUUUUUUUUGCAUGUGACACGUGAUAGACCUACAUACAAUUGACCAUAGGAAAAACAUUGAACAGUUAGGUCUAAACUUUAAACCAGCAACAUUUAAUAUUUGACCUUGUGCCUUAUUUAUGGUCGUAGAAAAACAUAGUUUCACGGAAAAUUUGAGCUAUUUAAACUGGAAUAAUAGAUUGGUUGAUAUCAUUGGUAAGACCAUUUCCCAGCUCCACAGCCAGUAAGAACCAUACAUUUAAGCAGACAGUUUUUUUAUAGAUUUUAUUUUCAAUCUAGUGCGUUAUUAAUUACCAUAAAUAAGUUUUGAUCAACCUUUUACAUUUUUGUCUAUAGAGUAUAUAAAGACAACGUUUAUAAUACUAAUGCAAUGGUAUCGAGGUCAAAUAUCAGUCAUCAUUACAAUUUGUACUAAAUAUAUUAUUGAAAACAAAUAUUACAAAUUAAAAAACAUGUCCGAUUAACCAAUAGUAACCAAUAUACUAUUAUUUUUAUCUGAAACCAAUAGUAACCAUAAAAUAAAGAAAAUAUAUUAUCAUUUAGCAUUUAUUUCAUCACCACCACACAUUCCUCUCAAAUCGUAACCUCUGCAACCUCUGGUUGGUACAUCUAAUUGGUGACAUUUUGUUGAACCAAAUUGCGCUGAACUGCAAUGAACAAACACUUCUCAAAAAACUCACUCAACAAAAUCAAAACUGGAUAAAUGUUCAGAUAGAAUAGACUGUACACUAAGAAAUGAAUAAAUAGUUCAUAAUUACCACCACACCAGUACAUGGAUUUCAUUUUUUUGUUAUCCAUGUUACCACCUCCAAUUCAAAAAAAAAAUUUUAAUUUCUGAACUAAAAUUACUUAUAACCUGGAUUUAGGGGAUGGUAUUCAAUAGAGGAUGAAUUUCAAUACCUAUUAACCUUCUUUGGACGAUGGGGAACAUUUUACAAAAAUCUCCAUUGAAAUUGGCAAAGCCGUUCUCAAGUGAUGCAAUGACCAAGGAAAAUGGGGAUUCAUUUUUAUAUAUAUAAAGAUUAGAAGGAAGAUUUUUACUCAUGCUAAAAUUUUUGAAGAUAUGUUAAAUUAUUGUAGUAAUUAUUAUUAAUUUGAAUUACAAUUUAUAGUACUAUAACAUUAAAAAUGAAUCAUUCAGAUAAAAAAUGAGUGUCCAACUAUAUUAUUAAAAUUCAAGCUAUCAUUAUUUAUUUUAUACACAAUACACAUGUCAUAUUUUAUUGAAUUUCAACAUUUAUUUUCCUUCUAAUGAAAAAAUAUCAUUCAAAAAAUUAAUUGAAUUUGAUUUGCUUAGUUUGAAUGUGAAUAAUUAAAUUUCUGAAUUUAAAUUGUGGAAAAUAAAAUUUGAAUGAACAAACAAUAUUCUAAAAACUGGAAUUGAAGCAAUAAAAAACUAUAAUAUCAAUAUAUUUUUACUAAUGUGGAAUUCAUUUUUAUAAUACUAUGCAUACUUCCCAUUUCUAGUGGCGAACUGGCCCAGAUGAAGAGUGGAAUAAAUGCACAAGAGUCGCAACUGUGAAAGGCCUCUUGGACCUUGUCUACUUUUAAUAAAAACAAAUUGUAUACGUAUUAUAUUUUUUUAUUCGAUUAUGCCAUUAAAAUUUUUAAUUUACAAUAUUAUAGUCAAUAAUCGAUUCCCUGUGAAUAAUUCACUUUUACGUAAUACGAGUAUUACAACACACAAUCCUGAGACACGAAUAUUUCUACAUUAUAUUAUUUACUUGUAAUAUUUAAAUAUCUACUAUUUAAUAAUAUAGUAAGUAUUAUUUAUUUAUAUUAUAAAUUAUCAUUAUAUAUAUUUAUAUAUGUAAUAUAUAUUAUCAUAAUAAAAUUAUAAAAUAUAAUAUGUGCUAUGCUACUACUAUUGUAAUUCAACAAAUUGCGUAUUUGCAUUGAAUGCAAAUUAUAUUAAUUUGUUAAUUGAAAACUAAAACAUCGUUCAGAGAAACCCAGUUAGCUAUAAUUGUAGUAUUUGUCAACAAAAUGUUAAGUAUAUGAAUAAUAAAUAUAAUUAUUAUUAUUCACAAAAAUAAUAAAUACUUAAUCUAGGUAUCUAGAUACUUUAAAAUCCUUUAAGUUUAGCAGGGAAAAAUUUUUACUCAAGAAUUGUAUAAGUUAUAAGAAUAUUUAACUAUAAUAAUAUAGUAUGUAUAUUUAUAAUUUGCAUACAUUAAAUUUUACACAACUUAUUAUUUAGCAUGAAUGAGUGAAUACUGUAUAGAAAAUGAAGAGCGAUCCGUAGAUGAAUGUGUGUUAACAGCCAUGUGAUGACAAUGAAGAUACCUAAUAAAGAAAAAUAUUUUUUUAAAAAUCUGAUUUAGGUAAUAAUUAUUGCUCUUUGUGUGUUAUGAUACUAAUCUCACAUCACUUUUUAUUACUUACUUAUUUUAUAAUUAUGUCACAUUUUUCUCUAUUUAGGUCCCAAAUUGAGUGAAACGUUUUUAACUUUUUAAAUUCUGAGUGUAGUGAAGAAUGUAUUGAAUUUACUAAGAUGUUUAUUUUUAAAAUUUUUUUUUUUACUGUGUACAAAAAUUUGACUAGAAAUCUUACUCAGAUAUAUUUCUGAAAAGAAAUGUGGUCCAGAUAGUACUUUUGGGAGGUCAUUUUUUGAUUUUCCUAGCGGCUUUCCUAAUAUUUUGGAAAAACCAAGAUAAAACUUAAGAAAAAUGGGAAAUUUACGAAAAUAAUGGUUUAAUUAUUUUUCAAUUUUGUUAGAAUUCAGUUAAAAAUAUUCGUAGACAUAAAAUUUAGACAAAAAUUUGUCUGUUCUAAAUGUGGUUAAAUUUUCAGAAAAUUUAAGUCAUUUUUAGGUAUUUAUAGACAUUUUAAUUUUGCGAAUUUUAUUCAGUAGGUACUGUACUCUGUGGUGAGAUUGUUAGACUUACCAGAAAUUUAAUAGGAAGUUCAUUAAGUCUUACUUAGUGGUUAAAAAAAGAAAAUUUGGGUUUAAUGCAGUAUUUUUUUUAAAAGGUAUUUUGACAAAAAUCGUUGAGUAAAAAGUUACAUGGAACAAAUCUAAUUUUUUUUUUUUUGAAUAUAUGUUAAUUGCCAAUUUAAGGAUGAUGGUGAAGUCAGAGUUGAGCGAACUGACUAAGUUUCGAAAUUAUAGCUUUUUUAAGUCCUGAUAUUAUGUGGAUAUUAUGUUAUGUUAAAUAACUAAAUAUUGUCUUCCAGUCUUCAAUAAUGCAUGUUUGUCAUAACUGAAUAGUUACACAUACCUAAUUUCAUCUUAGUGUUCAUGAGUUCAAACCCAUGUUUUCGAAAAUAAAUGUUUUGAAUUUUUUUUUCUUUUACCUAAACAAGGAAAAAACAAAUGCAUUUUUGGUUCCCAGUUAUGUAUAACCAUUAGACUAUGACAAACAUUCUUUAAAAAAUAAAAUAUAUUUAUUUAACAUAACAUAUAAUGUCCGUAUAAUAUCAGAACUUCAAAAAGCUAUAAUUCUGAAACUUCAGUUUCUCAAUUCUGACUUUAUCGUCGUUCUUAAAUCAACAAUACACAUAUGUCAAAAAAAAAAUUAAAAUGUUUAUAAAUAACUCAAAAAUGGCUUAAAUUUAUUGAAAAUUUUACAAUGUUUAGAAAAGGCAAAUAUAAUUUUUCUUUACAAAUUUCAAGUCACUACGAAUAUUUUUAACUGAAUUAUAACAAAUAACAAAUUUGAACAAAUAACAAAAGCAUUAUUUUCAUAAAUUUCUCGUUUUUUUACAGUUUUUUCCACUUUUUCUUUUUUAUUGGGAAAACCGCCAGGAAAAUCCAAAUAUGACCUUUAUAAAGUGGGAUGCAGUCAAUUGGCAGUAUGAAAUUGGUUGUUUGGAAAAUUGGUCACGGAAUAUUUUCAUUGCAACAAGUGAUUACUGGUUAAAGAAUAAUAUAAUAAUAAUAAAUAUUGGUCGUUUUAAAUAUAAUAUGUAUAAUUUGCAAAAAUAAUAAUGUGUCAACAAAAAUAAUGUGUGUGAAAACUAAAAUAAUGUUAAAAUAAAUGUAUAAAUAUGUUUAAAUAAUAAUUUUUUAUAUUCUGUUAUACUUCCAUUAUAAACUAUGAUGUCUAGAAUAAAAUCUGUUUCGACAUCACAUAAAAUAAAUAUUUAAUGCCAAAAUGAUGCCUUUUGGUUUUGAUGAAUUGUUUAAAUGAUAGUCGCCCUUUCCAAAGUACUAAACUUUCAUUAAUAUCUAAUUUUUCAAAAGGAAUCAUAGCUUCUUUGAAAUUUUUAGUUAUUUCCUUCAAAGGCAUACAAACUUUUGCAAGUCUGUCUCUCUAUACUUGAUCUUCAUUAUGACUGAAAUGAAGAAUUUGCAGUAAAAUCUGGUACCUAUUGAGACUCAAGUGUUUCCCAAAUAUUAGUUGAUAUAAUACAAGGUCCAUGAACCAGUAGUCUGCUAAUUCUAAUUUUUUAUUCCUGGCCAUAAGCAUUGUUAUUGCUAAGAACACAAAUAUUUCUUCACAAUCAGUAUCCACCCAUUAAUUGACUCUAAUAAAAUAUAAUAUUUUUUGUAAUAACUUGAAUAAUAUGUAACUUAUAAUAUUACAUAAUAUGCUUUCCAAGAAAUAUUUUGAAAAAAUAUAAUAAUAUAUCAAAUUAAAACUAUAAAUUAUAAUAUAGUUACAGCCAGAUAAUUAUAUUACAGUUUAUAAUUAUAAUAUAUAUAUUUAUUAUAAUUGUAUAAUAAAUGCAAAACAUAUUCUUUGGAUAAUGAUAUCCAUAAAAUAUACACAAAAAAACUUUAAAAAUUAUUUACCUAGAACCAGGUGUUGCAUCGUCAAUUUGUUGGCAGUAAGGAUUUGUCUUAAAAGCAACCUUUCCUAAUAAACUAGGAGUAACAAAUGCCUCAAAAAAAUCUAAAAAAUUUGAUUGUUAUUGUAAUUCAAGUACGGCUUUUUUUACACCAAUCUAAAGAAAAAAAACAUAAGUAAUACAAAAUAUUAUAUAAAUAUGUUAGGUAGGUACUUUCAAAGCAUCAAAAUCAUAAACUUUUGGUGUAAAGUUUCCAUUUCUCUUCCAUUUCAAAUUUUGUAUGCAAGGUUAAUUUUUUUUUUUUGUUACAUUACAUUAUUGUGCACAAUAGGUAUAUUUUGAGGACCAUCAUCCAAAUUGUUGAAUUGUAAAUCUAAUAAAAAAAAUAUUGGAAUAUUAUUGCUUGUUGUGUAGGUAACGUUUGCUUAUUUGGAUAAUAAAUAAAUAAAUAAUACCUAGUAUGUUGUGUAAAAAAUAAUAAUGUAAGACAAAUAAAACACCUACCUUCUAAAUUAUCUUCUUCAACAAAGUUAAUGAAAUCAAGAAAAUCAUCAUCCGAAUCAAUGUCUCGUAACACUUCAUCAAGACUUUCAGCAAUUUGAGCGUCCGAAAGUAUUUUAUAUUUUGUUUUAGCAAAAAAAACUCUUAAAAUCGUACUUGUGUACAAACUUUGUAAGAAAAGUUAUCAUGAUUAUCUUAGAAUCACACUUUAUAAUAAUAAUACCAAAUAAAUAUCAACAAUAAAGCAAUAAACAUUAAUAUUAUAGUCUAUUUAUAAUUGCCAUAGAUUGUAACUAGCUGCUAGCGGCCGUUAUGUAAUUGUUGAUAACGCGUCACACUGCACUCAAUAAUUUUCUUUCACAGUUUGGGAUGCACUACUUUAAAUAUAAAUUUAAAAUCAUCAUAGAAACCAAAUAAAUGAAAGUAGAAACGAGUUCUUCUUAGUGUCGUUAAAUUCGUUAUUGUUUUCUUCGGAUAAUGAACAAUUUGAUAUACUGAUAAAGUAUUCCGAAAUCAUUUGAAUGACAAGAACGUAAUAGUACGUCGGCGGCAGUGAAAGGAUUAAAAAGAAUAAAUAAUUACAAAUUAUGAGCUAUCCCUGAUAUAUAUUCAUCAUAUGUUUUACUAUUAAAUGUUCUGUAUAUUUUAUUUAUUCUCUUAGCCGUGUUAUUAUAUAUUUUCCGUUUUCCAGGGGUUUCUGGCUUCUGCUCUAGUAGAAUAUUGAACCAUUUUCAGACGGUUUAGCUUUUCUUCUUUUUGUAGGGCUCUUGAAAAUUUCCAAAUAUUUGGGUGAAUAGCAUUUAAUAUAGAUGAAAAUCCAUUUUGCCAUUUUUCUACCGAAUUAUUAAUUUUUAGAUGGUUAUAUAUUCAUUAGCACAGCAAUUCCAAAUUGUACGUGAACAUUUUUGAUUUUUCCUUUUCCCGUUUCUGUCCAUUUUACCAAUCCAUGUUUCUUCAAAAUAGUCAAAUAAUCAUGAUAAAAAAUUACCCCCAUUGAAUUGACCCGAAGACGUCUCUGAGCAAUACUAUUAACCGAGCUGCACUCAGAAUCUUUUUUUGUUGCCAAUGAUAUAAAUUUGCUUAAGUACCUACAGUUAUACAUUCAAUUUCCCUUAAUAUCCUACCUUCCCAACUUCUCAUCCAUAACAAUGGUCCACUCAUUGUACGAAAUAUGUCCAUUUUUUUUCUUAUAAAUCAUAAAUAUUAAAUUUAAUUAUUUCUCCCCCCCCAUAUUCAAGGUUUGGAGACACCACUGUAUUAAAGGUCCACUUUGGUAAUGUAAUCACGCAUAUAGUGGUAACUCGAUUACUUAAAUACUAUACACUCCACACGAUCUACACUGCACAUGAUGUUUUAGUAGGUAGGUACUAAGGUUUAUAGAAUAUAUAUGUAAGUAUUUUAUAAAGUAUAAAUCUUGGGUAAAUACUACGAGUACAGUCUAAAACUGGUACUAGGUAGGUAGGACAUACUGUUCAAUAUUAUAUACAAGGGCGUCAUUUUGGUGGGGGUGGGGGGGGGUGGAAAGCACAGUUUGCGGUUGCAUCCUUUAAUUUUAAAAUAGUCCCAAUUAGCCUGGUUAAAUAAUGCAUCAUUUUUAUAUAAUUAAUAUUAAAUUAUAUUUUUAUAUUAACAAUAUUGGUAUUUUACUGUUAAUAAACAAAUAUCGGGUUAUGAAUAGUAACUGAGUACCUAAACAAUGAAUGUAUCGUGUAUUUUAUAAUUUACCAGACGUACCCGAUACCUACAGAAUACAGAUAGAAAUAAGAAACUUAUUCACGGUCAAAAGUUGAAUAACUUUAUGGUUAAACGGUAAAGGAAACAUCGAACUUUACCAAUUACAAUGGUAUCAAAUGAAUGAUUUGUACAUAGAUGAAAAAUAUAAAAUUAUAUUUACGCAAUUUCAUGGGCGAUGUUUAAAGGCUAAAUAAUCUUAUGAUGUUAAAUGUUGAAAAACAAAAUGUAAAUAAUAUCAAUAUAGAAAAAACUAUAGAUGUAUUUGCUGGACUAAAAAUCGCCAGCAUUUAUAUCUUCUUAUAUAAAUAUACAUAUUUUUUUUUUUUGGAGCGUUUACUAGUACAAAAGUUACAAAUAACAUUGUGUGCUUUUCUUCUUUUUUUGUGUAGCAUUUCUCAUCUUCAAUAAUUCAUAUUUGUAUGCAUUAAUCAUUGGUUUUCACAGGUAUAGUAUCAAUUAUUUAUUAUUUUUUCGACUUUAAAUAGCUUUUUAUUAUUUAUGAUUAUUGCGAUUCAUAAUCUAUCGAAACAAUUAAAAGCAGAAUAAUAUACAUAUGGUACGUAAUACCUUUAUUAAUUUUUAUGUGGCCUUGUGAAAUAUUUAUAAUGGCCUGCUUGAAAUCUCGCACACCCCAAAAAAUACUAAAAUGACGCCCCUGAUAAUAUCUGGGUAUUAUUAAUUUCGUUCUUACGUCUGGUAACUCAGAAAGAUUUUCUUUGUGUAUACUUACUUACUAAAUUAUAUAUGAGAGAACUCCGUCCAAGGGCGCUCGCAGGGGGAUGCCAGGGAGGGCCAUGCUCCCCCCUUGCUAUUUUAGUUAACAUUAAAUAUUAAUUGUUUUAUUACUUGCAUGGCUUAAAUAGUUAAGCCAUGAUUACUUGUAAGUAGUAAGUUGUAAAAAAAAGUCUUAUACUUUAAACUUUGCCCCCCCCCGGUUCUGUGGGCGCUCUUGACUCCGUCAUCCCGGGACACCACCACCCAAAAAAUUACUCCGAAAACAAUAAGAAAAACCGUAGAGCUUAUAGUAAAAUUCAAUAGGUACGCUGAUUACACAUUAGUAGAUUAGACCUCCCAGAGUAUGGUACAAAUCGUAGUUCGUACAAAUGUGAAAACCUUAUCGCCUAUCAAUGUUUUCAUAACAAACAAGAUGUAUCAUGAAUAUACGAUAAGAUUUUGGUAGUAUUCAUUGUAGUAGUACCUAUCAUACUCUGCGAUCCAAUAAUUAUUUCACUCUUUAUAUCAAAAGAGCACAAUUAUUACAUAACCUAUAUUUGUUUUAAGUUUAUAACGUGUAUUAGUGGUAACGUAUGAUUCGAGAACAAGCUUUAUAUUCCACAUUUCCUUACUGAGGUGGCCGAAAAUUCUCUUAUUUCAUUCCGUUUGUCAACAGUCAGUUGAAUCAAAUUUUUAAUUAUUAAUUAUCAGCAUAAUAAAUUUGUUAGAAAUAUAAAAUACUUGAAGUUUAUUUAUCCCGUCUAGUUAUUACCAAUGUAACUUUAAUAUUUCAUUAAAUUGUACAGUCACAAUGGAAAUGCAUCAAUCAACUCACGCUAUUGAGGAAACUGAAGGAGUUUCAGUUUCAAAUAAUGAUAAAUGGGCUACAUAUUCUUCUGUAAGUACAUGCACUAUUUCUGUAGUUCAAUAGUAAUUAUAUUAUUGUAUAUUCUUGUUUAGACAAACAAUUAUGAUAAACAAAGCCAAUCAGCUAAAAGCUUAGUUUUAAAGAAGAAAACCAAAUGUUUAAAAAAUGUAUCAUUUCAAACUGAGAAAAAAAGUAACAUUUUUGAAAUAACUAUUAAUAUUGUCACUAAUAUUUUGGCAUACACCAAAUACAUCUAUUAUUUAUAAUAAUUACUUGAUCUCCUUUUUAGAAUUAACUACCGUGUACUUACAUAUUAUUAUGUCUCUGGAAGUCAAACACUCUUUCUUAUUCCAUUUCCUUUGGUCAUAACAAUCCAAUCCAAAUGCUACGCACCCUUAAUGAUGCCUAUAUUAUUUAAUGGUAGUAUUCUUCAUUCUUUAUCCUCUUUAUUUACUGAUUCUUAUCAGUGUUAUAAAUAUAAAAUAUCAUCAAACUUUGUACUAUGAUACAAUUAUAUAUGUUAUUCUUGUAAUUGUCAGCAGUUGUAAUAUAUGUGAAAUAAGAGCGUUUUCAGACAAGACACUUUGUGGCCGGCCAUUAGAAUCGCGCUACAAGACACAAAAAGUGUUUCAUGUGUGAGCGUCUUUCACACGAGACACUUACGUACGUACGUGAGUAUCUGAUUCCAUACAAUUAUUAUUUAUUUUUUACUCAACCAUGGAAGUAGAAGAAGCUCUACUACUAGCUCUAUUGCUUAAAAGAAGACAUAAUAAAAAUAAAAAAAAAAAAAGGCUCCAGUGGGUGCAUCCUAUUGUUGGAAAUCAAAACUGGUGAAACUCAUACUUAAUAAUAAUAUAAUGAUUUUAUUAAAUACUAUUAAAUAAAUAAGCACUCCUGAAACUGUACACUGUACAACUCUGCUGUUAUUUGAAUACGUGUGUCAUCUGAACAUUCUAAUUCAAGUUAAUAUAUUAUCAGAGGUUCAGACACAGUGUCCGGUGGCUGACUGGGACGAAACAUGCCAAUUUGAUAGCACGACACACACUCCGUGUCUGUGUCUCAUGUAAGCGUAUAUUUAUAGUAAUGUUAUCUUAGUCGCGCGAUUCUUUUCAGACACAAGUAGCCGGCCACAAAGUAUCUCAUCUGAAAGCGCUCUAAAAUAAAUAAUUUUCUAAAGUCCUAUUCAUGGUUUCAAUGAUACAGUUGAUUUAGACCAGUGGUUCCCAAACUUUUACAGCCAUAGCACCUUUAAGAAAAAGUUUGUUUCGUAGAACCCCAAUAUCUCUAACUUCAACUGAACACAAAUUGUUCAAUUAUUUAAUUAUUAAAAAAAAUUAUUUUAACAAAAUAUAAUUAAUUCAAUUUUAUAAUAUAUGUUUACUUUUAAUAAUUUUAAUGUGAUGAAUGGAAUUGUUUUAUGGUUAGAUUUGCAAUAGCUUUAAAAUUGGAUCUUAUAUUUGGAAAUUUAAUUUUUUGGGUCUGGAGCAGCAUCCAAUCUAUUUCUGAUCUUAAUUUUAGUAUAAACAUAAGAGGAAUAACUAGUCUAACAACUGUAGGUUAUUACAAAAGGUAACUAAUAGGGUCAGAAUAACUUUUUCAGCUAAAAAUGAUUAUUCGUCCUAAAGUCCAAUCCAAAAUUUGUCUAAAGAUUGGAUUCAAAUUUAUGUUGUAAGGAUAACAUACUCUUUAUUUCAAUAAGGUUUUCAUAUUCGAACAGGGAUAACAUGACAUUGUUCUUUUUUUAUUCAGAAUAGGAUUAUGUAUCCAAUAAAUGUCAUUGUAAUUAUCGGGAAAAUACAGAGAUAAUGUUUUUUUUUAUGUUUUCUGCUUUUAUUUUGUUCCAAGUAGGUAUAAUAUAAAAUCAUUUUCUCAAUAUUCACAUAAAUCUAGCUGAACUCUUGAGAUUGUUCCACGGAACACACUUUGGAAAUCACUGAUCUAGAUUCUAAUGCACAAUUAUAUAUACAACUGUGAUAAAGAAAUUUAGGCUGAAGAUAUCGAUAUUGAUUUAAAAUUUACAUUACUAUUUAUCAUGACAAAAAGGAUACGUAUGAUCAUAUUUCCGUUUAGUAUGCAGAUCAGUAAAUUUUUUAAUAAAUAAAAGUUCAGGUUGAAGUCUGGCUUUUGGGAUAGAAAAAAAAGUCAAAAUAUUGAAAAAUCCCAAUGGCAUAUAUUUUCUGUGGGUCCCUUCUAACCAAAUAAUUGAAUUUUCGAUUUUCUCAUAUCCCGCAGAAAAUUGAUGGGUUUAAAAGUGGACAUUCAAGGACUUGGAAAAAUUAUAUUAUUCAUACAUGCUGUUCGGCUCUCGGAGUUAAAACUAAACUUACAAAUAUCGAAAAUACUUUAGUGGUUUCCUAUGAGUAUAAUGUCCAAAUAAAACGCUAAACAGUUAUUAGAGAAAUUGGAAUGUUGGCAUAAUUCUAGACCAGUUCCCAAUCUAUAUUUUUCAAAAUGUGUGUUUUCGAGUGUACAUUAAAAAAAAAGUUUAACAAACUUUAUUUGAAAGUUAUUAGGGAAACUUAAUAAAGUUCAGGUUUUCCGUUUCGGAUAUUAUUUGGAAUUUAACGUUUUCAAAUUUUUUUUUUUCCAAAAUUUGCAUUUAUUAAUGCUGAAUCCAUUGGUAUAAUCAAAAAUUUCCUGUCAUACUCUUAUAAUUUUUGUACAUAAAUCUUAAAAAAUAGCAUUUUGAAAUUAAUCCAAAAUGUGGUGAAAAAUAUAAAUUUUUUUUGUCAUUAUUAUUUGUAGUUAUUGAUAUAUUGAUAACAAAGUUUUUUAUUAAAGUCGGAAUAAGUCUAUCAGGGUUAGUUUUAGAGUAUUAAAAGUUAAAAGCGCUGUGUUUCACUGCUUUCAUUCUGACAAUUUUAAUUGAAAGUAACCAUGGUUAGAACGUAUAAUACAGUAAAGUAUAAAAUAUGUAUUAUACAUAUGUUUAAAAUGUACAGUAUACAUUUUUUUUUUUUUUUGUAAUAACUGAACAGAAAUUAUUAGGUAAAAUAAUUGUCAAUUGAAUUUAAUCAUCAUUUUAUAUAUCUUAUAUUAAUUAUUAAGUUCAUUUAUUCUUUAUUCUUUUUUAAUAACUAUAUACAUAUUUAUAUAAUACAUUAAUACCAAAAAAUAAUUUGUUUUGUUUUUAUUUUAUUCUAAAUUUAAGAAAAUUUAUCAAAUUGAUUUAAAUCAAAUUGACUUUUAAAAAAAAAAUGUUUUAGUUAUAAAGUUUUAUAAGUUUUAGUUGUUUUAUAUAUGGUGUAUUAUAUGUGUAACAUAUAAAAUGUUUUAUACAUAUAUAUUAUCAACCCUGAAAAUAACCCUUGAGUGUGACCACAUUAGUCACCUAUAGUGCUUUUCACUUUUCCUUGUUACCUACCUGAUAUGGCUUUGUACAACAAAUUGAAGGUUAUUUUAGAUUAAAAUUGUCUGAGUGAUCACAGCAAAAUAUGAUGCAUUGCAACUUCAAAACUAAGCCAGAUAGACUUAUUUUCACUUCAAUAAAAAACUUUGUUAUCAAAAUAUAAAUAACUACAAAUAAUAAUACUGAAAAGUUCUAUUUUUGAUCAUAUUUUAGAUUAAUUCCAAAAAUGCUAUUUUUCAAGGUUUAUGUACAAAAACUAUAAAAGUAAGUAUAAUAGGUAAGUUUUAAUUAUACUAAUGGAUUAAGCAUUAAAAAACAUAUGUUUUAAAAAUAAAAAAAAUUACGUGAAAUGGAAAACCCAAACUUUAUGAAGUUUUCUCCCAUAGGUUACUUCCAAACGAAGUUCAUGAGACUUUUAUUACAUUCUUAAUGUACAAGCAAAAACACACAUUUAAAAAAAAUAUUGCAUAAGAAAAGUAUAUUAAGUGAAAAAAUGUUUGAGUAUAGGUAUCAAAAAACUGUAAAUAUACCUAUAGGUACCUAUCUAUUUUGUCAUAUUAAUUAUUAUGACUUGUUUCUGUGGUAAUAGUUUCAUUGAUUGUAAAUACUUCGGUUAUCACAUUCAAUGUGUGUAACCUAUGUACCCAAAAUUUUCUCUGGCAUUAAUGUAAAAACUUAAUUUUAUGAUAUAAUGUUUAUAUAAUAAUUUUUACAGUUAUCAAUUGACAAUUGUUUAAUUAAUUUUUAAAUCAUAUUUGGAUGUUCGAAAGAAAUUGAUAUUAUAUCAAAUUUUUCUCUAAUGUAUACCUACUAAUGUGAUUUUUGUAUUCUCUUUCUUUUCAGUUCAACUAAAACUUAAUCCCUAAUUUCUAUUAUUAAUAGUAAUAUGUAUUAAUUAUCUAGAUAAAUCUAAAAAAUCUAAUAAAGAGAAAACCGUAUUGCCAAACCUUGGCAAUUGUCCAACAAUAAGAAAUGGAGUUGUAUGUAAAGGUUCCUUAAAAGAAUAUCAAAAAAAAACGGGCAAACAGGACGUGAAUGGCAAGGAUUUGAAAAUAACUUAUUUAAGAUGCCAAAAAAAAGGCUGCCAAACAUACCACUCAUUAAACAAAAAAAAUAUCAUCAAUAAAUUAAGUAAGUUUUGAUAGAUGUAUUAUUUUUAAUGAAUUGUAUUAAUUAGUAGAUAGAAUAUGUACCAUUCGACAAUUUUUGUUGGGUAUAUGGUAUACACAGGAGUACCUUAUGCUUUUGUUUUUCACAACCGUUGAAUAAUGUUUGGGGUUUCACAAUUAUGAUCAAAUACAAAUAAUAUAAAACAAUUUUGUUUAAAAAAACAGACAUUAAGUGUAUAAUUAGUUUUAUUUCACAACUACUUACACCAAGAUCAGGUUUAAGCUGAAACUAAGUAGUUGUAAAAUGAAACUAAUUAUGCACUUCAUGUCUGUUUUUUUAAACAAAAUUAUACAUUUAAAUUAAAAGAGUCAUAAAAUCUCAAAUAUAUAAUACUAAUAGUAUGUCAAAAUCCCAAUUGUAUUUAGUAAUAAAUAAUAACCUCCUGGUCUCAUUGUCUUACAUUUAUUUUAACUAAUACGAAUAUGAAUACAAUAAUUAUUUAGUAGUAACAAUGAAAGAAAGAGCUGAUACUAUUUGUUGAUGAGUGUGUCACUGUUAUAGAUAGGAACUUGGAAAGGUAGGAUACAUAAAGUUAUACAUAUUUUGUAAUGCUUUAAAUUUGAUUUUAAGCUGAUUAUAAUAUAAAAAAAAUUACUACAUUCUGGCUUCACUUUUUUACCACUGUACAACUUAAAAUAAACUUCCUGUUGAGUUUUCAAAUAUUUCUGUUUGGUCAAUUAAUUGUAUCCACAUAGUGCAUACCAAAUGAAAAUUAUGUGAAAUAAACUCCCAAACAUAAAAUGCAUAUAAAUAGUGAAUAACUAUAUUAUAGCUGACAGUAUUUAAACCCACAAAUAUUUAAUCUGUAUUAUAACUGAUGAGUAUUUUAUCUGAACCGUAUUUCAGUGAACAAAUCCCCCUCCACUACAACCAAUGCUAUAACACAAUCGGUAGGGUAGCAUUAGUAAUUGGGUGUAUGGACUGCAUAUGGGGUAUAGCAGAGUUGGUUGUAGUGGAGAGGAAUUUGUCAGCUGAAAUUCUACUCAUAUUUCAACUGAAUUACAAAAUUGAAAAUAAUGAUUUUACUGUUUUUUCUGCCUCCCCCAUCCCACCCAGUUUUUUCAAUUAUUGAGGAAAUUGCACUAAAAAUCAAAAAUUCUUUCUUACUCACCAAUUAGAGCCAAAAUGCAACAAACAAAUUUGUCAGGUUUUAGAUUAGAACAAGUUUUCUAUUCAAAAAGUAUUUUACAGAUAGAAGAAAAAAAAAUCAUUGUAAAACCAUUAAAUUUCUCACUUAAAAUCAAAAGUUAACAUUUUUGUAACCUUCAUACACCCGUAGAAAAUAAAGUAACCUAUUUUUUUUAUUUCUAACAACAUUUUGUUUAAAAAUGGCUAUUAAAUAAAUAUAUAUGUAAAUGUCAAAUAUAAACUAAUAUUUGACAUUCUGAUAUUUACAGUUUUUGAAUUUUAGAUUCUGAGUGGAGCAAAGAAGUUUAUGGUUUUACUUUUUUAGCGUGGUUAUUUUUCAAUUUUCCCAGGAGUUUUCCUAAAAAGUUGAAUAACCAAGAAAAUAGGUAAAAUAUUAAACAAAUAUUAAAGAAAAUAUAAACUGCCUAUGUAAUUACUUUAAUAGUAAUAUAGCAUAUAUAUUGUUGACAAAGCAACACUAUCAACUAAACUCUGCUCAUAAUCGUUUUUCUCCCUUGAAAUGGUUUAUCAUUGCUUUCAGAUAUACAUUAAAUUUCCCCUCUUCUAUCUUCUUAACUUUUCGCCUCCAACAGUGAUCCACCUAUGUGUGAAGUUGUCAGGCCUUUCAGUUUUUAUUUUCAGUGAAUUGUAAUUUAUACCUAUAUUAUUUAUAGUUUUAAGAUUACUUUUAUAAAACGUAUCAUUAAUGAUUUUAUACUUUGAAAAUGAAAUGUUGACAAAUAUUGGAAUAUUGGAAAAUGGAAUAUAAUUAGGGAUUAUUUUUAUUUUAGGCCUGCCUGCUACAAAGAAAAACUUAGAGACAUUGGAUAAUAAAGAAAAAUCAAUGCCAAAAAAAAAGAUAUCAACACUUAAAAACAAGACACAAGCUGCUAAAGAAUGUAAUAAAAAAAAUCAAAGAAGAGCUAAAAAGAAAUUUAAAAAAGAUAUUGAAGAUGAUGUAAAUAAAAAUGAAAAAGAAAUGAUAGUAAUAAAAAAAAAAAAAAUAUGUAAGACACCCAAAAUAGUAUAUGGUGGUAACCCUAAAGAAAAAAUUAACAAAAAACUUAAUAAAAUUGCUGUCAAUAAUCUUGGAAAAGAUAAGCUAAAUCAAGGUCCAAAAGUAGGAAAUAAUUUUAUUGUAAGUUACAAUUUUUCACAGUAUUAAAGUUUAACUGAUUUUUGAAUUAUUAUUUUAGUUUGGACAAUUUGUUGUUCGUAAAACUGAUAUGAUUGAUAUAGACUGUCCUCCAAUAUGGAAAAUAACUAACUUUGGGUUUUUACAAAAAUAUCUUCCAUUUAAAAAGAAGGGCAAAUUGUUGUACAAAGGUGUUUCAACUGUAAGUACAAUAUUAAAUGUUGUUUUUUUUUUUCUUAAUACCUAAUUUGUCAAUAACACAUUAUUCAAUUGAACAAUCUUUAAAGUAUUAAAAUAAAAAGUGUUUUCUACAUUUUAGUUUGCUGGUUGGAUUCCUCGUGUCAUAAAUCAUUAUUAUUUAGCACCCAUAACAUUUACACAACAUGCAUCUAGACACAUUAAAUUUCACAAAGACCAAGUUGAGAUGUAUGUAUGUUAUAUAUUAUAUAUGUAUAAUUUUGUUUGAGUAUUUUUUUUUAUAAUUUUAGGGAGUCUGAAAUUGAUAUUCCUACAGAGGAGGAAUUGACAGGUGUACUGGAGGAAGCUUUAUUUUUAGCAGUAAGCCAAAAAAGUAAGACAAACAAUUAUUUUAGUAUCAUUAUACUAAAUAUAGUAAUGUUUUUUUUUUUAAAUUUGAAAUAAUUUAACUGAAUAGUUUUUAAUUUUAUAAUUUAUUUAGUGAUAAAAAUUAAACUUUAAGAACUAUCCAAAAUAUUGUCUUGUUUAUGCACCUACAGGUCCAUAAAUGAACAAUUUUAUUUAUGUUUGACACCACAAGUUUGUAAUGACUUACAUAUUAAUUUCCUAAAUAUAGUUUCAAGUAUUUACAUGUUGUAUUAUUUAUUCAGCUUGGAUAUUUCAAUUUUUUUUUUUUAAACACAAUUAAUAUGCAAAUGUUUUAUAAAAAUGCAUAGGUAAUGUUUUUUUGUAGUGUGCAUGAUUUUUGUAAAUUAUGUUACAAAAAUAUCCAUUGAUUGUGGUUAAUAACCACAAUAACAAUAAAAGUUUAAAAAAAUAAAACUUUGAUUAUUAUUUCUUUAAACAUUAUAAUUUACAAAUUCAUUUAAAUUAAUUUAUAAAGUAAUAAUGUAUUAUUAUAUUUCAUUAGCUAUUAUUGUUUAAUAUUCAAAAAUCAGACAUUUUAGUUUAGAAUUUUAAAUCACAUUUUCUACCUUUAUAAUAUUAACAUUGCUUUAAAAAUGUUAAUGUUUAAUAAUUGAAAUUGUAUUUAUUAUUUAUAAAACAAUUUAAAUUACAACAGAAUAAAAUAUGUACUAUGCCAUGUAUUGUUUUCUAAAACAUGUAUUAUUAAAUAUAAUUUACUUAGUUUCAUUUAAUUUUAGUUUUCAAAAAUCAACAUGAGACUGGAGGACUACAGGUAAACUCAGAGAAUGUAUUUAAAGAUAACAACCCUAUAAAAGUAUCGAUUUUUGAUAAUUAUGCAACUGACUCUAAUACUACUGUAUUAUUUAUUUAGUGAAUUAUUUAUUUUUAGGCUGAAACUUCUGAUAAUUGUUAUCAGCCAAACAAAAACCUAUCUAUUAAGAAUAAUAAGUUAGGAACUAGGGAUAAAGUUACCAACAAAUCAUUAAUACAAGAUUUAAACCAAAAAUCAACACAAUCAUCAAUUAAAACAAAAUGUCAGAAUUAUGUUCGAAAAACUAAACAAAACCAACAAUUUGACGAUAAUGAUAAAUAUGAAUCAGAAAUAGAUCUGCCUGGUCAAUUACCAAAUGUAAAUUCAUCCAAUGAGUUCACUGUAUGUAUAUGUAUAUAUUUUAAGUAUGUUUUUAUAUAGUUAUGUAAUACUAUUUUGUUAACUGUGUAUAUUAUGAUUGUUAAUUUUAGAUUGGAUCAUUUAUUGUAAAUAAAACUGACAUAGUUGAUAAUAAUUUUCCUACUCUAUGGAAAAUAACUAACUUUGGAUUAUUACAAAAAUAUUGUCCAUUCAAAAAGGAUGACGAAAUGUUGUAUAGUAAUACUUUAACUGUAAGUAUACUAUAAUAAUUAUUUCUUAUCAAUAUGUUAUUUUGGAUUUAAUACACAUGUGAUUUUAAUAAGACAGGUUACUGAAAGUAAAUAAAUACAUUAUUUUGUUUCUAGUACUGCAGUUGGAAUUCUGAAGAAAAGAAUCACUACAUUGCAGAUGUAUCAACUAUACAGAUCACACAAAAAGAUCAUAUAAUAAAAUUAAACAAAAUUAUGAGGUAAAAUAACUAAUACGUAAAGGGUAGUGAGUUCAUUUGCAUAUUUUUUUAAAAGUUCAGGAGUAGGAUAGAAAUGUAUUUUGUAGUCUUUUAAAACAUAAAUACAAAUUGAUGUUUUAUUUAUUUGCAUAUUUCUAACUAUACCGUUUUAAGGUGAUUGGAGCAUGUCUCUAAUACACCAACAAGACAAAAUUGUUUUUGCAUUAAAGGAACUUUAUAUGUCAGAGCUAGAUUUCUUUUCGAAAAAGUUAUUUACAGACAGAAAAAAAAAAGAACUAAUACUGUAGAGGGGUACAACCACUAUUGCAGUUGGGAAGAUGGGUUAUAUAGUUAUUUAAUUUAAACUUCUAACCAAUGAUAAACCAUUAAUAAUGUUAGGACACAUGAAGUUAUUUAAUUUAGACUUGUAACCAACAAUAAACCAAUGAUAAUGAAUAACGAUUUGGAACAAAGUUUGGUUAUAUAUUUUUUAAAAAGUUUAAUAUUUACAAUUUGAUUUUAAAACUCUCAUAAAAAAAAAAAAUAUACAACAUGAAAUCAAUUUUUUUUCUUUACCAUAAUGUACUUAACUUAUAAUAAACCUGUUAAAUUUUCAAGUAUUUCGGUUUGGACUAAUAAUUUAAUCCAUAGAGUACUUACCAAAUAAAAAUUGCAUAAAAACUCACAAAAUUAAAAUAUCUAUAAAUAGCUUAAAUAAAUGUUCUGAAACUUAUACUCCAUCUAGAAAAAGUAAAUAGAAGUUUUCUUUCAACAUUUUAAGUUUACAAUUGAAGUCUGAACAAAAGAAUUAUUUUUGUAAAUUUUUCUGUACUUUCUGAAUUUUUUUGGUUUAACUCAAUUAUUAAAAAAACUGUAAAGAAAAUUAAAGAACAACUUUGUUGACCACCAACUAGAUUAAAAAUAUAACAAAAAAGGUCUCUUGUCAUUUAUCUAUUGAAGCAAUAUUUAUGAUAGAAAUCAUAAGCAGUAAAUAUUUAAAAUAAUGAAAUUGUUGUUCCGUAAUUUGAAAAACUUAUAUAUUUAGUAUUUUUCGAUUUUUCCCAAUUAUUAUGAAAAAUACUUAAGAUAUCAAACACUAACUUCUUUUGUCAGUGGCAUUAUUUAAAGGAUCUCUUUGACUUUAAAUUUAACAAUAAUACAACAUUUUUCUUUUAGUACCUAAAUAACUAUAUGUUUGAACAACAUUUAUUUUCAAAUAAUAUUGUAGGAGGAAAAAAGAUUAAAAAAGAGGUGGUUGGAUAGAUUGAGAAGGUGUGAAGACAAAAGUUUAUGGCAGGAAGAUAUGAUGGAUUAGGUCAAAUGGAAGUUUAGGACAAGGGUGGCUGAGCCCAAAUAGUUGGGUUGAAAGCGAUAAAAAGAAAAAGAAUAAUAAGAAGAAGCUUCAUUAUCAAUUUUAAUAUCUUUUAGAGCUCAAUAUUAUUAUAAUAGACAGUAAAAAUAAAAAAUCAAAACAUAAUAAUAAUUAAUUAUUAACAAUAAAUGUCUGUUAUUUCUGCUUUACCGCUAGUGGCCACUGUCUAGCACUUGGAUCAUUAUCAAAAUAUUUUUUCCUUAAAGUUAUUUUCCUACAUUUAUUAUUAUAAAAUUAGAUUUGUAUUUAUCAGCUAUUACCACCCAUUAAAAAAAUUAGAGUCAACUGCCUCUCCAUUAACUCCUUUCCCAUACCACUGCUUAUAGGUAUGGUAAUAAGUGCACACACUAAAUUACCAUGCUGAUUUAUUAGUGUAGUGUACUUAUCAGUUGUGACCUGUUUAGUGAACAAUUGACCUAUUCAUAUUAUAUAAUUUUUUUUUUUUAAUCUUCAAAAGAAGAUAGUGAUGGGAAUGCUAAAUUUUUUUAACCAAUAUAAAGAUGUUUUAACACAAAUUUAACAUUUUAUAGAACAUAUAUUAAAGUUUUUUAGUACAUCCUUUAUUUAUACUAAUAACCAACAAAUAAUAAUCUACUAAUCCCCUAAAUGUAUAGUUAGUACAUUAUGCUUACCUAAAAUGUCUUGAAUAAUACCCAGUUAUGGUUGUUAGUAAAGAGAUCCUUUAACUUUGAUUACAUAGUUGAAAUUUAAGUCUACCAUAGUUAAAAAUUCCUAAAAUUAGUUCUUCUACCAUUAUUAAUUAUAUUAAUCAUUGAACCUAACAUGAACCUAACAAAAUAUUUUAUGCUUGUAUUAAUUAGGGAUUAUUGUCUACAAUGUAAUACAAUUUGUCUAUGUAGAAUUAUUCAAAAUAAGUAAUUAAUUAUUAGAAUAUAAUAUGUAACUUAAUACUAUUUUGAUUGACAGCUAUUUUUUAAAAUCAUCUAUGGCACAGUUCCUUGAUUUAUAGGUACCUCUAAUAAUAGAAAUUAGUAAAUUGUUAUUGUUAUUUAUGUACAAAAUAUGUAUAUGAUUUAUUGUAGAACUCAACUUUGAUAUUUUAUGUUGCUUAUAAUUAUAGAAGCUGAAGGAUUUGCAAAAUUUGUAAAUACAAGUAGUGAUUUCAUAAGAAAAUCAUAACUAUUUCUUUAAAAAAAAAAAAAAAACUAUUGUAGGUGCAUAAUGCUUAGAUUACUGUUUUUGGAUUACAAUAUAAAUAAUAUAUUUUUAACCAAAUAGAAAUAGAAACCUGUGCACAAAAUGUAUUUAUGUGGUGAAUAAGUGCAGGUGAUAAUUCCACUAAUGAAUUACUUUAAUAACCUAAUUGUUAACUAUGCAAAGCAAUUUUAUAGAAAUGUGCCACUUAAAUUCUUAAACACUUGAAUAUUAUACACACAAUUUAAUAAUUUAUAUUAUUAUGAUUUUAGGGACUUUGCCUUUGAAAUAGCUGUCCUAGAGAAAUCAAAAUUUUUAAAACCUGCAUUAACUCAAGAAGAACAAGAUCUUAUUAAAAGGGUCUUGUUUUAGAACAAGAUCUGAACAAAAUUAAAUAGUUUAUGUAAGAUUCAGGGUUAAACAGUUUAUUGUAAUUUAUUAUUUUGAAUUUAAUUUAUAUUUUUACAUUCCUGAAAAUUACCAUAAUGAGUAACUUAUAACAUUGAAAUAUAUUUGUAUUAAUUCAUAUAGAUUAAAUGGUAUUUGGCCUAAUGUCAAAUAUUUAUGUUUUUUAUUUUUCAUGUUGGAUUUUUGUAUCAUAUUAUUAAUAAACUUUAUAUACUCAUAGUUUUAUAUUUUUUAAUACUGUAAAUGGUAUGGUAUACAGGGUGUUGCAGGAUUAUUUAAUUAAUACAAUAACAUGUUCUAUUGAAUAAUUUUAAGUUUAAAAAAAAAUAUAUUACAUAUUGGUGUUAUAAUAUAAAUAUAAUUUUUUAGUGAAAUUUUAAUGUUUAGAAAUUUGAAAUAAAAAUGUAGUUGUAUUUGAAAUUUGAAAAAAAAAUCAACAUAGCCAUUUUGUAAAUUCAAUUUUUCAAAAAAAUGGUGGUGUCAAAAACUUGUAUCAAAGUUGAAGAAUUUACUUUCCAUGUUUUUUAUCAGUUUAACUCAAUCAUCAAGAUAUUUCACAUUUAAGUUUAGGUAGGGGGAAAGUAAGUGGAAUAUCAUUUUUGUAGCAACAAAGGAUUUUAUAAGUGCUCUACUACUUUCCCCCUACCUAAACUUAUAAGUGAAAUACAUUAUCAACGGUUUGAUGGAAAUCAAAAAUUUUAACACCAAAAUUUAUAUAAAGUAAUAAAUACUUUGUCUAAUUAUGGAAUUUUUAGUGGUUUUCAUUUGAAAAACCAAAGUUUGUAUUGUCACAGUAUACUCCUUAAAUGUUGUGAAAAAUCUAAGUAUUGGAAAAUAUCUUUAACUACACUUAAAAAUUCCAAAAAUCAGAAUUUGAAUAUACGCAACAUUUAACCAAAAACAUAGUAUGAGCAUGCUAAAUCAUCGUUUAUAGUACUGAUUUAUUUAAUGAUACUGUAUGUUUAUAAAAUAAAAUAUACAUUUAAAAUGUCUGUACUCAAGUUUUUAUAAUGAUAUAUUGUUAAACAAUUUUUAUGCAUUUAUCUGACUAUAGUAUCAAAGAGUCACAAUAGGAGCAGUCUGAAAAUAAUGCUUUAAAUACUAUUGUAUAUUAGCAUAAAAUUUUUUUUUUUAAGAUUCAUUGAUAGAAAAUUUAUAAAGUUGGACACAUUUUUUUCUGAUGAGAGCUUAGAGCUAACCAAAUCUAUUGACAGCUUUUUUUUUUUUAAUGUGGAUGAAGUUAAUAGUUUGUGUUUUAUAAACAUUCAUAAUUAAUACAUUUAAUAAAAAAAUAACUAACUAUUUAAAAUACUUAUGUUUAUUACAUAGACAUUGUUAUGGUCUUUUGAAAUAUUAAACUGUUCAUCUUCAUUGUUUGAUAUGCUGGGAUAUAUUGAAAAUUUCAACACCUAGUUCAGCAAAAAUUCUGGUGUUAAAGAAUAGUCUAUUAGCCAACUUUGAAUUUAAAGAUUUGAAAAACCAAUGUAGCCAAAGUUUGUUUUCAAAUUUCUAUAAAUUAUUUCAAGUGAGAAUUUACAAUUCCAAUUUCUUCUUCAAUGUGUGAAUGCUCCUCAGCUAUACAUGAUUAAAAAACUAGUUGUGCACCAGUAUGUGUCAAAAAUGAUUUAAUUAGCUAUCUACUAUUAAGAGAUCUUACCAACAAAAUAGAUAGGAAGAUUAUAUUGCAAAAAUUUACUGUGUCAAUAGAAAAUUAAAUCUUGUCUAACAUCAGUAAUGUAUCUAGGAGGGUUUGUAGCCCCCCCCCUCCCGAAAUGUCUUUGAAAUUAAAAAAAAAAUUCUAAUAUAUAGUUUGAACAAAGAAUAAAGAAGUUAUUACAUUUAAUAGUUUACACAAAUAAUACAAAUUAAUAAUAUACAAGUCCAGUCCAGUGUAGUGUAUAUAUUAUAGUAAUAAGUAGAUCUAUGGUUAUCCAAAAAGAUAAAGUAUAUUAUUUGGAGAACUUCAACCAGCCAUUUUACAUGCAUUAGAAAAAAUUACACUUUGAAAAGAUUCUGACACUUAGUUCUGCGAGUCAUCUUCUUACUGCGAUAAAAUAGUUAAAAUUUCAAAUAGUUUUAUCUAUUUUAGUGAAAAUACUUAUAUAAGUUUUCCACUUAGCCGAAAUCUUCAAACAGUAAAUCUUGAUUAAAAAACUGUAUCAAAAGCUGCUAAUGUUCAAAAUAAUAUUCAGGAUAUUAGAGAAAAUUGUGAUGUAGAGUUUCAACAAUUAUUUUUAUCAAUAACAACUGAAAAAUUUUAUAUUAGUGUUAGUUUGCAACGUCAAUAUAAAUCAGAUGAUCCAAAAUAUUUUUUAAGCACUCAUACUUUUUAUAGAUAAUUGUUUAGACCAAUUGACCGAAAAAUUUAUAUCGUACAUGAUUGUUUUGAAUAAUUUUGAUUGUAUUUUACCUAAGAUAGAAAUGAGAAAUCUGAAAAUAUUAAAGGUAAAUUCAAACAAUUAGUAGAAACAUAUCAAGAUAUAAUUGAUGAAUGUAACAAUUUAAAUGAUCAUUAAAUGGAUAAUUAGAUUUUUGGUACACUAAAUAUUCAAAUUUAACAUCUUCCAAACUCAAGACCAAAAAUACUGUUGAAAUAAACUUCCAAACUAGUCCAGAUGUUUAUCUAGUAAUAUCUAAACUUAUUCAAAUAUGCAUAACACUUCCAGUGUCUACUGCCACGGGAGAACUUUUCAACACUCCGUCGUCUUUGAUAACAUAUUUGAGGAAUUUUUCGUGACAAACAUUUAAAUGGUUUAGCCUUACUAAAAUAUAUUUAUCGCGAUAUCAAUGAUGUUAUAGAUCAACUUGCUAAAACAUCAAAACGAAAAAUGAAUAUACAUUUAUAAUUAAAAAAAAAAAUUAAUAUUUCAACUUUUAUAUAAUUAGCGCUAUAAAAUAGUAAUAAAAUGUUUAAUGUAUGAUUAUAAUACACAAAAAAUCCCAAACAGUAUCAUUUGUUAUAUUUUUAUAUUUUUUAUUGUAUAUAUUAUAUAUAUUUUAUAUUUUUACUCGAUUAUAUACAUACUAAACAAUUUUUAUGUUUUUCCAUAAUCUUUUCUCGUAAUAUUGAUUCGAAGUAUGUUAAAAAUAAUUAUUGGUUAAUUUGUCAUUAAAAUAAUCACAUAUUCAGAGGUUGCUCGUUUAUCAACGUUUUUUCUAUGAUAAACUGAUAACUAUAUUUUUAUUUUUAAACGUUAUUAUUAUUUCCCUAUGCUUUUGAUACAAAAACUAAAUUUUUUAUUGCGUAUUGUAAUGUCAGUUUACUACUCUACUAGUAUUCUUAUGUCAGAAAGAAGUUAAAAUUUUAUUUUUAUUUGUAAAAUCAAAUUAAUAUAUACUCAAAUUUAAUACAACAUACAUUCAAAUAUUGACUCAAAUUAUUGGUAUGUAUAAAUUAUACAUUGAAGUUUUAUAAAUAUUCUUGUAAAUUACAGUAUAGGUACCUACUUGCUACCUAUAGCUAUUACCUCUAAUAAUUAGGUCUUUAGCCAUUCGAAAAAUUAUGGUUUUUAUUUAAUUGGCUUCAUUAAAGCGAAACUUUAAUUGGAUCUAAACUUCAUUCAAACAGACAAAUACUAAGCUGAUUUUUACAACUAAAAAAUACUAUAUUUUACCUAUGAUUGUCAUUUAAAUGAAUGUUUUUUUUGAAAAAUUAUUAAAUUAAAGCUCCCAAAAAGCAUAAAAUCUCUAAAAGUAUUCAAAAAAUAAAUAAAACCAAAGUAUGUAACAUAUUAUUACAGAUUUGGAUUUGUUAUAAUACGAAAUAAAUUUUAUUCUAGCUUUUUUAUGACAGUCCAAAACAAAUCUGUAAAUGCUAGAAUUCCUCUGCACUACCUAUUUAUAAUAUUUAGUUGUGUAGAUACUAACUUUAAAAAAAGUCCCAAAGGGUAAAUAAACCAUAAAAAUCAAUGUACAAAUGUUUAGUUAUCACAUAAAUUGUUGAUAAUCUUACAAGAAAUAUUGAUAACUGUUAGAAAAGUCAUUAUAUUCUGGAACAUGGUGUACAAAAUGUUGAUUAAUUAUUUGAAGUUGAUUUUUCUAUUAACCUUUUUUUCAAAUUCCAGUUUUUUUACAUUGGAGCUCUAAUUUUUAAUUUUUAAGUAAAUUUAGUACAUAUAUUUUUCAUGGGCUACCUGGGGCAUCUAAUAAAAUAAACUACUGAUUUAGGAAUUGAUAUACUCUUCAAAAUUGUAUUAUAAAUAUAUUUUUGGUUAAAUGUAAGUUGACUUUCAAUUAUUGGCACAUUUUCAAAUUCUUUUUCAUAAUACAUAGAACUAUUUAAAUUUGCUAUGCCAAUUGGACUUUGAUGAGGACUUGGUAUUUGAUAAUAUUUGAGAUCUUUCCCAAUUAAAUAUAUCAAUUUUUCUUCUAUAAGAAUUAAAGUUUUGUUGUAUUAUUAUUUUCUAGGAAUCAAUCUUUAACAAUUUUUUCAGACUUGAAAUAUUAGAGAUUAAAAAAAUUGAUUGAUAUAGUUACAAAUAAAAUUUUUGUCUCCCUUUUAAAAAACUGGUGUUACUAUAGAUUGUUUAAAUAGAUUAAGUACAAUUGCAUUUUGAAUACUAAGAUUGAAGAUAUGUUUUGAAGAUAUGGCUAAUAUUAAUUUAUUUGAUAUUAGUAAGUGAAUCCAGAUACCAUCAAGACUAGAAAAGUCACAUUUUUAAAUUUAGAAAUUUAACUAAUGAUUUCCUCUUCACUGAUGUAAGUCGAGUGAUUAAAAAUAGGUUGAAAUUGAUUGUUGUUAUUUUGAGGUAUUUCUGGAUUGUCAUAAAUUAAAUUUUGCUCAUCUUUCAAUUUACCUAUUAGAUCUAAUGUUCCAUUUAUAAAGUAUUAUUGUACAAAUUAUAAAGCUAUAAAGUUUAAUGCCUUUGUUUUGUGGGUAUCUAUUGUAACAAUAAUGAAAAAAUGUAUGACACACUAUAAAAUACUUUUAGUCUGCCCUCUAUGCUUUAUGCUCUAUCCACCUAUUUAUUUUAGUUCAGUAUACUAAUAAGCAAAAUGGGAAUAAAAAUAUUAUAAAUUUACAUGGGCAAGGCUGAACGUGUAGAUAUUAUAUGUAUAUUAUUAUUAUAUAUUAUAGUAUACAUUGUUUCAGAAGUCACUACUAUCACUUGUGGACUGUAAUUUGUGGCGUGACCCAGUUUGAAGUCAGUAUAAGAAACAUCUGGUAUUCUGGUCUGUGGUUCUCAGUGAAAGUCGAUCCAGAGUAUUUGUGAUACCAUUUCAAACAUAAAAACUGCAAAAAUAAGUGGGCCUGUCCGGGAUUUGAACCCGGGACCUCUCGCACCCGAAGCGAAAAUCAUACCCCUAGACCAACAGGCCGGAUGAAAAAAGUUAUUAAUAGUUUUGGUCUUAGAUUAAAUUAAAACGGAGAGUGCCGUCUUCAACUUACACUAUAAAAAGACAAUGUAUUGAUAUUAUUGAUGUGCACAUCCAAAUUUAUUAAAAUUCAAAAAUGAUAGGAAUCGGUGUCACAUACAGAGGGGGUGGUUAGAGGGUCAAAACACUUCCUUUUCGGAAAUGCACUCCUUUACUAAAUUUUAAAUCAAGUUUUACAUUCAACAGCCCAUUUAAUACCACAAAAUAAAAUAAUGCAAUUCAAUUUCAUCAAAAAUCAUUUAUUCAAUAAUAAUAAUUAAAAAUAAAAUAAUAAAGUAAAAACAAAAUAAUUAAAAUGGUUAAUACUCAUAAAUAAAUAUACAAAUAAAAAAAUGCGUCCCCUGGAGUAUUAUGAUAAGUAUAUUAUACAACCGGUUUUGAAUUAAAAAUUCAUUAUCAGUUGUAUCACAGUCAAAUGUAAAAUGCGACUGUAAGUCUGUGUUAAUAUCAAAACUUAUAUUAUGGUUAUUUUCUAAAACAUUUUUAGUGAAAUUUGAAUUAGGGGCAGUCCUUUUUAGUUUCAUUUCAGAAAUGUGUUCUUUAUAUCUUAUUUUAAAAUUUCUAUUUGUCUUACAUAUAUACAAUUUAUUACAGUUACAUUUAAGUUAAUUUUAAUUUUUAAACUUCUUUACUUUUUAGUUUUUAGUCAUAAAUAUCAAAAAUGUGCUGGUAGUCUGGUACCUAGUAAAUAAUUAAAUAAUUCAAAGAAACGUGAACAUACCUAUACAUUAUACUUAUGGUAACUAGAUAUAGAAAUCCAAAAAAAUGUACAUUUUAAAAUGUAGAUCCUCUAUAAUAAAAAAAAAACCCUCCCUUGAAUGAAUUAGCCAAUGUGUGUACUAUUCUACCCAUUUUGCCCAUAACUCAUCUCCAUCUAUGUACAUUUUUUUUAUAUGAUUACUCUAUUAUUAUUUUUUCUAUUAUCAACUAUAAAAUUUAAUUAUUCGAAAUCAUAAUGUUAACUUAUUUGGUUUGUGUCUUUAUGAUGAAAAUAUUUUGAAAUUUAAAUCAACUACUCAUCUACCACAUUAAUCUAUUAUAAUAAUCGAGAGAACAAAAAGUGGCUCUUAUAUAGUGGUUAUGAUGGUAAAAACAUAUUUUUUCUCGUCAAACAGUAGUUCUCCAGCUGUCACUAUCAUUGUCAGUCACCUGUAGACUUGGGACUUACAGUUUGGAAUGCAUUAGGCAGAACCAUAAAAUAUUAAAAUAUUAAUGAAUAAUCAAAUUAUAAAAAAAUCAUAUAAACAUAUAUUAGCUCAUAAUAUUUUUUAAAAAAAAAGUAAAAUUACAUGUACUUAACACUAUGGUUAAGGACAUAGGAUAAUCCAUAAAAAAAAGAGUUCGUCUGGUCACCAUAAUUAUACCUAUACAUCUAUACAUUAUCUGGAACUUGGUUUGUUUACCAGUAACCUUUUUUUUUUUUUUUGAAAAGACCCGUUUUUCGAUUUUAAUUUUGUAAAUGCUUGAAUUUUUCAUGGAAACCAUUAUUAAAAAGUUAAUUAAAGUUAAAAAGCUACAGUUACAAAAGCUUUUAAUUAAAGUUUGUCGUUAUUAUACGGAUCAGAUAAGAAAUAGCUUCUUUCAUUCCGUUUUUACGUAUUUGACUGUGACGCAAUUGUUAUGUAAGUUAGUGUUAAGGUGUGAUUCCUAUGCACGCGUCUAGAGACGCGCGGCCGACACGGCGCGAUUUACUUUUAGCCGCGCAGGUACUACUUUACUUGUUUUUAGUAAGUAUAACCGAUUCCUAUGACCGCGGACGCCGCGUUCGUCGGCCGCGCGGUUAAUAGCUAAAAUAUUCAUUUUUGUUAUGAUGUAUUGGCAUUUUUAAAAAUUGUUUGGUUUUUUUUAUACUGCAUUGUUAAUUUUUAUUAAACGAGAUGUUAAAUAUAAUUUAUUAUCAAUAAAAAUGUUUUUAAACACAUUAUUUUAAAAUUAAUAUUACAUAGGUACUAAAGAAUAUAAAUUAUUCUAUGAACAUAUAAACAAUAUAACAAAAUAACAUAUUAUGUUACAUUACCUAAGCCUAACUGCUAUAUUUUCAGCAGCAGUUAUUGGUUUUCUAAUUUUGAUGGUUGGGUUGGUUUUUAUGUCUUCCUCAACUAGGUUCAAUAUAUAAUUAAAUUGAUCCCAGCUUAAUCGGAAAAAUUCCCUGAAUUUAGUUUCGCCUCGUCAUAAAUGUUUUUCAACCAGGAAACUGAAAAAUCCUUCAGCUUCCCUGGCCAAGUACAUUUCACGCACUUCAUUUUUAUUUUUUGUCUGAACGUAUUUUAUAAAUGUUUGUUCUUCUUCUAUUUGUUGUAAUAGAAGUAGUUUUAAAAUACAUUUUUGUUUUUUUGUUAAAGACAUGGGUAAUAACAAACUAAUAACAAUAAUAAUAUUUUAAAACACACUUAUAUGAAUAUACAAGUACCUACAACAUAACCAAACAGAGGCCUUGAUACAACUGCGUGUACGUGCCUAAUUAUUUUAGUGCCAAAAAGCCGCGCGUCUCCUGACGUGUACAUAGGAAUCAAUAAAGAUCGCACGGAUAAAAGUCAAAUAACAACUCGUCGACCGCGUCUCUAGACGCGUGCAUAGGAAUCGCACCUUUAGGGUUCGAUAAUUUACAAAUCUAAAAUUUAAAUUUAAAUUUUUUAAUAAAAUAGAACUUUUUUGUCACGUUAACAUGAGGUUAAUUUAGGUAUCUAUAUGAUAUAUGAUCUUAAAAUAUAAGAUGGAAUUUAUUAAAUUAUAUUACGUCAUUAGGGUGCAGGUUUAUGUGUGUACUAUGAAACACGAUUGAGAACAAAUGUCGCUUAUGAAAGAAUUUUUUUUUAGCCAAAAAAACGAACGAUUGCGAACUGUUUUUUAAUUUACGUUGCCAAGUUUAUAUAGCGUUGUUUUUGUCUAUGUUUUAUUAAAACUAUAUGAUAUUAAAAAUACUGUUACGUUAGAACUACGUUACAAUCUCAAAUAAUAUUAUACAAAAUUAAAGGUUAGGUUAAAAAAAAUAAAGAUAGGACUUAAAAUUAUUACUACGACUGGAAUUUUCUUACGUCACUAAUGUUUAAUCAUUGCUUACAGAUGUAAAUGAAAUAACCUUAUGUAUUCCACCUUCCCCACUAACCUCCUACAACAGUGGAAGAACUGAUUUCCAGUAUUUAUUUUUUUAUUUUUCAAAUUUGUGUGAAAACUUAAGAAAAUCCAAAAAUGACCUCUUUGGAGUUUUUCCCCAGUAAAAAUUUCUUUUAGAAAAAUUGUUUUCGUUUAUUUCAAGUAGGCAGGCACUGAUAAAGCCAGUUUAAUUUAUCAGUGAUAUAAACCGUUGCUUUUUACUGUCUGUUCUAAAAUUUUAAAUCUAAGGCUGCAAUAUGCUGGGUAUGUCUAGACGAAGGAUAUAAAGUACACACAUUAUACAUUUUGUUGUUAUUAAUUAAUACAUUUAAACAAUAUAAUUUACUUAUAUUAUCAAAUUUAAUUUUCUUUAAUAUUUUUACAAUCAUAUUAUGAUAUGAAAAAUUUAUUAUGUCCUAAAUUAUGAUAACUUCUGAUAAACAGAUACAGACGCUUCGAUAAAAUCCAUGUUAUCAAAAUCACUAAUUAAUGUUCUUUUUUGUUGCCGGUGCGCGUUACUGAAUCUUGACNUAUUUACUCAUACGGUAAGUCUCUUAACCGUUAAGACUUGUGUAUACUACUUGCCUAUGCAUUACUAAUAUUGUGUUAUUUCAAUGGGGUUUUUUUGUAGGUUUCGAACGCCCAUCGGCUAUACAACAAAGAGCUAUCAAACCGAUGAUCAAAGGACGCGAUGUCAUAGCCCAAGCUCAGUCUGGUACGGGUAAGACAGCGACAUUUUCAAUUGCUAUGCUGCAAUCCAUUGACACUCAAUUAAGAGAUACUCAAGUUUUAUGCUUAUCACCUACCAGAGAACUUGCUGUACAAAUCCAAAAGGUAUUAUUGUAAUUUUUAAUGCAUUCGAUAAGGGGAAUUUGACUUCAACACUGGGAAGUUCAAUGCAACUUAUAAAUCAUAAUUAAUUUUAUUGAUUGUGUAGGUUCAUAAUUAAUUUUAUUGAUUGUGUAGGUGGUUUUAGCUUUGGGAGAUUAUUUAAAUAUCCAGUGUCAUGCUUGUAUUGGGGGUACAAAUCUUGGUGAGGAUCUACGAAAAUUGGACUUCGGCCAACAUAUUGUUUCUGGAACACCUGGCCGAGUGUUCGGUAUGUAUACAGUUAAUUCAGAACUCAAUAUUAAUACAUUUUGUUGUAAACUAAAUACUUUAAUAGACAUGAUCAGACGUAAAACAUUGCGUACAAGAAAUAUAAAAACACUAGUAUUAGACGAAGCAGAUGAAAUGUUAAACAAGGGAUUUAAGGAACAAAUAUAUGAUGUGUAUAGGUUCUUGCCACCUGCUACCCAGGUAUAAUUGAAUUAUUUUUACACGUGAAACAAUUUUAAUUUUUUGUUACUUUUUAGGUCAUACUUAUAUCUGCUACUCUGCCCCAUGAAAUACUUGAAAUGACAAAUAAAUUCAUGACUGAUCCUAUUAGAAUUUUAGUGAAACGGUUAGUAAAAAAAAGAUGUAUAUAUAUAUAUAUAUAUAUUUAUAUAUAUAUAUUUAUGGAAAAAAGUCACGAUAAUGAAUUAUUUUAAUUCCAUUUUUUUAGCGAUGAACUCACAUUAGAGGGUAUUAAGCAGUUUUUUGUUGCGGUUGAACGAAAAGAAUGGAAAUUUGAUACAUUGUGUGAUCUGUACGAUACGCUGACUAUUACUCAGGCUGUUAUUUUCUGUAGUACAAAAAGAAAGGUACAUUAUAGUGUCAAUUUAUAGGCUGGAAUUAGUAUGCGACUGACAGUUAGCGCUGGCAGUACGCACUGACCAUGUUCCCCGAUUAUCAGCCAUCACCGAACAUUUAGUGCUUUGGCUGUCAGCCAACAAUAAAAUAAAGUUGUAAUAUAAAUACAUAAAUAUGCAUACACGCGUAUAGNUGUACGAUACGCUGACUAUUACUCAGGCUGUUAUUUUCUGUAGUACAAAAAGAAAGGUACAUUAUAGUGUCAAUUUAUAGGCUGGAAUAAGUGUACGACUGACAGUUAGCGCUGGCAGUACACACUGACCAUGCUCCCCGAUUAUCAGUCAUCACCGAACAUUUAGUGCUUAGCUGACAGCCAACAAUAAAAUAAAGUUGUAAUAUAAAUACAUAAAUAUGCAUACACGCAUAUGGUUGCCCCUCUCAGUGUCAAACUAAAGGCCACCAUUGAUGAAUGAGCCUGACCAACGGUUCUUGUCAGUGCGAUGCAGCUAUAUGUGUAUAUAAAUUUAUCAGCGCUACACUGUAGUUGUUCAUAAGCAUUCAUUGAUAUAGCUACAUUUGACCAUCGUCAGCUCUGAUUGUUGGUGGAGCACUAAUUCCAGUCAUAUAGAUCAUUAUGACAUUUUGUUUAAUUGAUUAUUUAGGUGGACUGGCUUACCGAAAAAAUGCGCGAAUCUAAUUUUACAGUUAGUUCUAUGCAUGGAGAUAUGCCACAGAAAGAAAGAGAUGCGAUAAUGAAAGAAUUCCGUGCUGGUCAAACGUAAGUAUUUACAGUAUAUUUUCAAUGUAAAGACUUGAUAAAUUUAAUACAAUUUUUAUUAAAUCAAAGCUUUUAAUAUUUGAAAAUUAUUUUAAUUUAUGUAUAUAUAUUACAGAAGAGUUUUAAUUACUACCGAUAUAUGGGCAAGAGGUAUUGACGUACAACAAGUUUCUUNUAUUUUCUACAUUUUAAAUAAAAUAAUUAAACCAAAAUCCUUGGUUUAUGAAACAAAAAGUACUCAUUAUUAAAUAAACAAUAAUUUGAGUACAACAGACCAUUUUAUAAUGUUAUUGUCUCAAAAUGCAAUUUUAUUUUAAUAUAAUAUUUAAUAUAGUUAUUUAAUUUGACUGUAGGAUUGGUCGGUCUGGAAGAUUUGGUCGAAAGGGAGUGGCCAUCAAUUUUGUAAAAAGUGAUGAUAUUAGAAUUUUGCGUGAUAUAGAACAAUAUUAUUCCACACAAAUUGAUGAAAUGCCAAUGAAUGGUAAAUAUAUAAUAUUUUUUUCUCAUUGAUUAUUAUAUGCAGGCAAUUACUUUGUCAUGAAACUAUCAAACAUUAUUUUGUAAAAGAAUUACCUGUAGGGAUUUGUUCAAAAUAUUAUAAAAAGUGUAUUAAUUAUAGUUUAUUUUUAUUUCAGUUGCUGAUUUAAUUUGA
Messenger RNA from Cinara cedri, 42235 nucleotides. NCBI's taxonomy places the organism in Eukaryota, Metazoa, Arthropoda, Insecta, Hemiptera, Aphididae. The record is from the annotation of a GenBank genome assembly.